AUUCUGUAAUCACCAGAGGCGUCUAAAUCAAGGACCUCCAUACAGGCAGCUGAUGAUACUGCCAGCUGAUACACUAUUCAUAAAAAAAAUAGAUAAAGCAGCAUUUUGUCGCUGCAAACCUGUUCGGGUGGAACAGAGAAUGGUUGCAUUUAUUAUAGUCAGUAUAAUUUGACGAAUGUCGGUGUUAUUUAAGGAGGAAAUGCGUGAGUUUAUGGAGUCAAAGCUUUAAAUGAGGAUCAUGGCGUUUCCGGAGGGAGAAUCACUCGAAUCCUGGCUCAACAAAGCCACACACCCGACCAACAGACAGGAGGACUGGGAAUACAUAAUCGGGUUUUGUGACCAGAUCAAUAAGGAGUUGGAAGGUCCUCAGAUAGCUGUGAGACUCCUAGUUCACAAAAUCCAUUCUCAAGAAUGGGAAGCUCUUCAAGCUCUGACGGUACUAGAGGCGUGUAUGAAGAACUGUGGGCGGAGAUUUCACAAUGAAAUAGCCAGAUAUCGCUUUUUAAAUGAGCUGAUUAAAGUGGUUUCACCCAAGUAUAUGGGGGACAGUGUUUCUGAAAAAGUGAAGAAUAAGAUCAUUGAGAUGUUGUACAGCUGGACGGUGGCGUUUCCCAAUGAGGCCAAGAUAGCAGACGCGUACCAGACGCUCAAGAGACAAGGACUCGUUAUGUCAGACCCAGAAUUGACGGUGGACAAAACCCUGAUCCCGUCCCCUCCGGCACGGCCCAAAAACCCAGUGUUUGACAAUGAGGACAUGGGGAAGUUGUUGGCUGAACUUCUGAGAAGCAAAAACCCAGAAGAUCUUCAGGAGGCGAACAGACUCAUCAAAAACAUGGUGAAGGAGGACGAGGCCCGAGUGCAGAAAAUGACUAAACGUAGCAAUACUCUGGAGGAAGUGAACAACAACGUCAAGCUCCUGAGCGAAAUGCUGAGUCAAUACGACAGGACCCGAUCAUCAGACGCCGACCGUGAGCUCAUCAAGGAGCUGUAUGAGCGCUGUGAUAAACUCCGACGCACCGCGUUCAAACUGGCCACUGAAGCAGAGGACAACGACUCCAGUUUGGGUGACAUUCUCAAGGCAAACGAUGAUUUGUCCAGAGUAAUCAGCUCUUAUAAACGAAUCGUAGAAGGACAGGCAGACGACGGGGACAGUGAAGAUCUCAGACCAGCUGCUAGUGAAGGACGUGAGACGACGGGCACUUUGAUUGAUCUGGCUGGACUGGAUGAACCUUCCUCUCCCCCGACCGUCCCCCCUCCUUCUCUUCCUCCUCAGGUCCUGUCAGCCAAUCCCACGGCCUCGUCCAUCCCUGUGCUGCCACCUCCUCCUCGCCGAUUGGCCGGCGGUCACAGCAGUCAGACGAGCAGCCCCAGUCACAAACCACCUGAGCAGCAGAACUCUCUCUCCCUGCUGGACGAUGAACUCUUGUCUCUCGGACUGAAUGAUCCUCCCACUGUGCCAAACAGACCAAAGUUGGAUGAGUUGUCUGGUCAGUGGACGUCUCUACAGGCUCCUGAUGCGGGCCUGGACCUGUUUGGGAGCUUCUCGGCACCGAGCGCUGUCUUUCCAACAACACACACACCUGCACAAGCCUCACACACACUGGCUGUCAGUCAGGGGCUGCAGGACCUCUCUAUGCUGGACUUUGGAGGUGGAAAGAGUGUCUCCGGUCUGAGUGGCAUUGCUGGAGGUACUUUUGGUCUUUCUGGAGGUGUGAUGGGCUCCACAGCCGCCCCUCUUCAGUCCACUAACCCGUUUGUGAGCACAGCGGCACCGGGAUCACCCGCUGUGGCCCGGGCUCAGGUGGUGACGGGCGGCUCGGCUCCAGGCAGCCCUUUCUUUCAGCCCUUCUCUUCUCCAUCUCACUCGCUUCAGAGCAGCCCAGCGCGGAGCUCAGACCCCAGCCUCUCCAACCUGAACGUCCCGCUCGAGUCCAUCAGACCCAGUAAAGUCUUACCUGUGACCAUGUACGAUAAGGACGGAGUCCGUGUUCUUCUGCACUUUGCGAUGGACUGUCCACCGGGUCGACCGGACGUCCUGGUCAUGGUGGUGUCGUUGCUCAACACGGCGCCGUUACCCGUGCGAAGCAUAGUGCUGCAAGCAGCUGUGCCCAAGUCUAUGCGAGUGAAGCUUCAGCCUCCAUCAGGUGCAGAGAUCCCACCUUUUAACCCCAUCCUGCCCCCCGCAUCCAUCACUCAGGUCAUGCUGCUCGCCAACCCACUCAAGGAGCGUGUGCGUUUGCGCUAUAAGCUGACGUAUCUUCUGGGAGAGCAUCAGUAUUCGGAGGUGGGAGAGCUGGAUCAGUUUCCUCCAGCGGACAGAUGGGGGUCCCUGUAGAUUUACCUCGCCGUUUGCCUGCUUCAACUCUUAAAUGUUCAUUCCCAAGUAUCAGCAUUCAUUUGUUUUCAGUCAGUGUUUUACUGUAGGCUUGUGAAGCAGUAUUUGAUGCUUGAUGUUUGCUGGAUAUUAAUACAGUAACAAAACAUCAGUGACACACAUGAUGGUCUGAAGCGGACACACACGGUUCAGAGAUGCUCUUAAAACAGUUUACCAUGGUAAUCAUGGUUUCUGUCAAAAUACCAUAGUAAAACAAUAACUAACUGGCAGUUUCAACAAACACUACAACGAUUUGUUUAAAAAAGUAAAUUUUAAAAAAUCCUUUAAUUUGAGAAAUAAGCUAGAUAUCUUGAAUGAUUUAUGAAUUAAUUUAGACUUAAUUUACCACCUUUUACCAGUGACAUUUUAUUGUUAUAGAGAUAAUAUAAUAGUUGUUUUUAAAAGAUUAUAAUAUUUUUGUAUUUAAUUUUCAUUGUAAUUUUUAAGUUUUAGUAACAAGUUUUUGUUUUUUUUUGUCAUUUUUAUGUAGUUUUUUUCUCAAUGUUUAUAGUUUUUAUUUUUAUUUCCAUUUUUUAAGCUACUUUAGUACAUUAAGUAUAGAUACAUACAUGUUUAUGUCUAUAAAGUUUUGGUAACAGGUUUACAAAAAUCUGUUUAGUUUAGUAGCUCUUUUCAUUGACUACAUGUUGAGAAAUUUUCAAGCACUAGUACAUAUGGUAUUUUGAAGUAAACUAUGGUAAAUGUUGGUAAGCUCAGAAGCCGAGCUGAUGCUGAUGGUGUCACAUGACCUCGCCGCUGUCCGUGGAGUGUAUUUUACCGUGAUUUCACUCUGUUCAGACAGUGCUAGAUGUUCUUGCGCUCUUCAAAACAAAGAAGCCGUAGAACUUUGCUGUUUCUAGAACUAAAUGAUUCAUUUCCCGCAAACUUCAGCUCUCUAAGUCACGAAGCAUCAGAACGAAUGUACCUGCAGUCAAACGAGUUUACACGGAGGACGCUUUGAGUUUACACGCGUAAUGUCAGAGUAGCAUUAUGUUGUCCAUUUUGAGUUUUUAUCUGCCUGUGUUAUAGUUCAACGGUUUCUGUUUUUAUUUAUUGCUGCUACAGGAACGUUUGGACUCAAGUUUCAGCAUUACAGUCUGUCUCUGAUAGUCGGCAGCUUUUAUUGACCAUUUUAGAUUUAUUUAUUUAAUUGUGGCAUAUUUAUAUAGUGUUUUUGCCUGCAGGUUAUGUGAUGAAGAUCUUGAUUAGCACAGUUCAUCAUAAGUCGGAUUGGAGAUGUGUUUUGGUAAAGUGGAGGCAUCAGCAGUCAGUCCUCUGAGCGUUUCACGUGAUUUGAUUAUUUUAAGCACUGUAGCAGGGCAAAUGAGCAUUUUAUUAAAUAAGAUAAAGGCCUCAUGUGAUUUUAGUUCCAAACAAACCUUAAUGUGUCCAAGCAGAAGAAGAGGACAACUGCUCCUCUGAAAGUGAGCAAACCGUACAGUUCAUUACGAUCAUGUGUUUAGACUCUGAUAACACACAAAAAAUGACUUGUAUUUCACCCACAGAAACAAACCAAAUCAUAUUUUGCAUAAAGAAAAGUUUUUUUUCUUUUUUUAUCCCUGUAUGAAAGUAUUACAACUUAUUAAUUUGUUUUAAUUUUGGGGUAAACCUGAAAGCGUUUUUCGGUCCUAAAACAGUUUUAAUAUAGCAAAAUAUGUCGCCUUAUUGAUUUCGGGGUGAAUUCUUGGUGGUUUUUUAGUUUGAUGAGAUUCAUCUGCUUCAUGGCUGUGAAUCUUGUGUGUUUGAACACAUUGGACUGUAUUUCUGGACAUCAUGGAGCAUCUCUGCUGAUUCUGUCUGACGUGUUUCAGGAUCUGAAGGUCUCAGAGCUUCAUUGUGCAUCUGCAUCAAAGUGUUUCGAGUAUUUCUGAGGAACCUUGUCUGUGUAUUAUUAUGAGUCGUGUCUCCUUUUAAGACUCAAAGCCUCAUCAGGUCUGAAGUUGAUGACAGAGAUGGUUUAAGAGGACUCAUUAAAAUAUGUGGAACAAAAGUAGACCUUUGUAAAAGUUAUUAUAGAUGACGAUGAUGUAGAUGAAGCACUGCUCUGGUGUUUAAUAGUGAUUCCAUCAUGUGUACUGCGCCAUUAAAGACUUUAUCAAACGGA
Messenger RNA from Carassius auratus (goldfish), 4478 nucleotides. RefSeq names its product golgi associated, gamma adaptin ear containing, ARF binding protein 3b (gene gga3b). The record is from RefSeq and is a predicted model, not a curated record. Bases 230 to 2335 code for a protein of 701 amino acids. Gene Ontology annotation, cellular component: trans-Golgi network. Gene Ontology annotation, molecular function: small GTPase binding; phosphatidylinositol binding; ubiquitin binding. The transcript has 17 exons. Lineage: Eukaryota; Metazoa; Chordata; Actinopteri; Cypriniformes; Cyprinidae. Gene Ontology annotation, biological process: Golgi to plasma membrane transport; intracellular protein transport; protein localization to cell surface.